Molecule: messenger RNA, 2032 nt
Organism: Aplysia californica (California sea hare)
Lineage: Eukaryota; Metazoa; Mollusca; Gastropoda; Aplysiida; Aplysiidae
Product: testis-expressed protein 11
Biological process (GO): meiotic cell cycle; reciprocal meiotic recombination; male meiosis chromosome segregation
Cellular component (GO): central element
Molecular function (GO): protein binding
Source: RefSeq, a predicted model, not a curated record
CGUGUGUUGUUGAUCUAGCCUCUUUCCUUUUGUCACAUAGUCACAUGGUGUUGAAUGCAGUUUGCAGAUGACAGAUGCCGUCAGAUGCUGUAUUCCGUACUUGAUUCUAGACUACUUUGGAAAAACGAUGAGUUCUCAUGUUGUAUCGAAGGACAUUGAAGCUUCUUUAAAAAAUGCAGGUCCUGUGGCGAAACUAGAAGUGGUUCUUCAAGAGCUCUGCCAUGGGAAACCUGAUAACACCGAUGACUUCACAUGGCUGUCAUAUGUACACAAGGGCUUUAGCCUCUGUGACUCACUCUCUCACAGUCUCUCCUCUCUUCCUCAGGACAAAGUGGAGCUGGAAAACUGUGCCAAUCAGCUAUGGAAUACAUCAGUGGUUCUGAAGUCGAAGGGUACUGUGGAGCCAACUGUUUAUGCCAAAUUGCGCUACAUUUCUUUCCAAGUGGUAGGUUUUGUCUAUGAGUCGUCCUCGGAUGUAAAGUAUCUCAAGAAGCAAAUUGUUAUGGGAUUAAAAACUGCAAGAGCAUGGAUGGAAUGUAAAGACUAUGGUCCUGCAGAUAGGGUGCUGUCCAGUUUGAAGCAGACAGUGCAACAACUGCAUUGUAUAGUUGGCCAAAAGGACAGGUCUGGUUCCCCUCUGUGUUACAAGGAAGAUAAGACUGUAAGACAAGAUCUGGACAAGGACACGCUUUGGGUUUACUGCCUGGAGCUAGAACUGAGAGUUGCUCAGGGCAAACAUGCUGAGGCUCUAAGCGCUGCCACGACGGCUAAGGAGCUGGUAGUCAAAGUCCCAACAGAGUGUCACAGUGUGAGUAUGCUGUGCUACAAUGCUGGUGUAGACAGCUACCAGAGCCAGCAGUGGGAGCAGGCAGUGGCCUGGCUGAGGGAAAGCUACAGCGUGACAAAGCAAGGGGAAAACAAGGACUGCUCCUCGCAGGCUCGCACGCUACGUCUGUUAGCGACCUGCUACAUGGAGUGGCGCUGUGCUGACUGGGCUGAGCUUGCACUGAAUGCUGUUUCUUUGGCCAACCAAGAACAUCCCCACUGUGCUGGUCUGUUUGUCCAUCUCAAGCUGCUGCUCACAUCACAGGCAGAGGGGAACGCUGUUCUUCAUGCUUUGAGAAGCUUGCUACAGCACCCUGACUGCAACCUAGAAGUUUGUUUGAGCACUUUAAGUCUUCUCAAGAAACACCAAAGCUGUGAGUCAGCAUUUGAACUGCGGGAGAAAUUCCUGGAGAAGCAAGGCACCGGCCCUGACUCUGGCCUUCUGUGGGUCAUGCUUCAAGACCUGCUGCUCUGUUCGGACCAUUUGGAACAUGCCAGCACCUUUGCCACUGAGGCAAUCACAGCACAUAACACGGGUCAGCGUUUCGAUGACACCACCAAAAAGCAGCUCCAUGUGUUGUUCUGGGGCAGAGCCGCCCAGUACUGUGAGGGAGGCAAGUACACAGAGGCUAUCGCGUGGUACAGAUAUUCCCUGAGUCUUUACACCUCCACAACAGGGAGUGAGCCCAAUCUGGGCAAACUGCACCGCAACCUGGCUACCUGUUACCUGCACACUGAGCACCUGGACAAGGCGAAGCAGUCAGCUGGGAUGGCGGAGGUGUGUGAGCCAAGCCACCCACACACUCACUUUUUGGUUUACAAGGUGGCCCUUAAGUCUGGUGAUACACAAACAGCAUUGACGUGAGACAGCUGAUAGCACUGGCUCUUAACGGGCGAGAGGAAGAAGCGCUGACUUACUUCAGGGAGACUGUGGAUGUGAUUGAGACACGUGCGCAGGGCGAGUAUCCAGACACAGAGGUGCUGUGGCUUAUGACCAAAUCAUGGAACCAUGGACUACAGUAUUUCAAUUGUGGCAAAACGAGGGAGGCAGAGCUGUGGUGCAGUAUGAGCAUGAAGCUACUCAAGUACACAACAUCACGGGCCUCCUAUGAAGACCAGAUGGUGUCUGUGUAUGGAGAGAUGAUGACUCGCCUGGAGCAAGAGCAGUCAGACAGAGGCAGCAGACUUGAGGAAUGACAGAGUUGAC